Nezara viridula (southern green stink bug) is the source of this 1934-nucleotide messenger RNA. Lineage: Eukaryota; Metazoa; Arthropoda; Insecta; Hemiptera; Pentatomidae. The record is from the annotation of a GenBank genome assembly.
AGAGCACUACGAGUUGUAAUAAGAAAUUUACACUCCUCAACCCCAAUAGAAGUGAUUAAAGAAGAGUUAACGGCGUUAGGGUUCAAAAUACGUCAGAUAACCAAUGUUUUAAAAGAAAAUAAAGAACAACCAGGUGUAAAGAAUAAAAUCCCAUUGCCCUUAUUUUUCGUCGAUCUAGAGCCAUCGCCUGGGAUCGAAAAAAUAUACGAUGUGAAUAGAAUUUUCUACACCAGCGUAAAGGUCGAAAAACCGUACCCAAAAAGAGAGUUCAUCCAGUGCCAUAAUUACCAAGCAUAUGGCCACACCAAGUCUUAUUGCCACCACUUACCACGCUGCGUGAAAUGUUGUAAAACACACAAGUCUGGUGAAUGUAAUAAACCAAUUACAGAACCAGCAGUCUGUGCCCUAUGCCUGGAAGGCCAUCCAGCCAACUACAAAGGCUGCCAAAUUUAUAAAAAUCUUAAAGCGAGAUAUAUGAAACCCAGGGACCCUGAUGAUACACCUAAACCAAGAAGAGGACCCGCUAAAAUUGUGAACUCUAAGGUUUCUUUUGCCAAGCUACUUGGGGGUAGAGACCCGACUAAUGUAUGUGAGGCCCUGCCGCCUCAAUAUCCUAUCCCACCUAAUGUACCUAAUCAACAACAACCUCACCAACAUCAAAUCCAAUAUGUUCCAGCUUAUUGACAUCCUUUCUUUCAGAAUUUAAAUCCCUUGUUACCCCACUGAUAUCACUUCUCACUAACCUAGUAUCUCACCUUAUCCCUCCUUUAAAAAAUCCUUAAAUGACUUCCAUCAAACCCAUAUCCAUUCUCCUUUGGAAUGCGAAUGGUGUUAGAAAUCACAUACACGAACUAACAGCCUUACUACAAGACAAGAACGUAGACGUAGCCCUAAUAACGGAAACUCGACUGACUAAAAAACAGCUCCUAAAAAUACCACAAUACAUAACUUACCGUACCGACCAUCCUGACGGUAGAGCACAUGCCGGUACUGCAGUCAUUGUGCACCAAUCCCUCUCCCAUCACCUACUCCCACUGCCUACACACGAUUUCCUACAAUCCACCGCAGUCGUAAUCAAAACCUUCUCCUUUCCUAUUACCGUUGCAUCAGCGUAUUGCCCUCCAAACCAAUCCAUCUCCAAUAUCCAAUUUAGUUCCUUCCUCAUUUCCUUAGGACAUCAUUUCAUCUUGGGUGCAGACUUAAACGCCAAGCAUCAACAAUGGGGUUCAAGAACCACGAAUUCUCGUGGUCGAACAUUGCUGUCUGUACUCAAUUCCCAAAAUUUUACCCUUCUUCCACCCAACUCACCUACCUACUGGCCCACUGAUCCUAACCGUAAUCCCGAUAUCCUCGAUUUCUUUAUCCAUAAUGGUUUAGGUGCUCUCAACCAUUCCGUUGCCCGUCUUGACGAGCUUUCCUCAGACCACAGCCCAUUAAUACUCCAAGUAUCACUAGCUCCUAUUCCUAAACCCUCUCCUCCGUCCUUCAUCAGAGGCCCAGUUAACUGGAAACUCUUUCAUCAAAUCCUCUCCGAUAAAAUUGACCUCAGAGUAACCCUGAAAACCUCUGAAGACCUGGACAAUGCAGUACAUUCCUUCACUACCAAAAUUCAAGAAGCAGUCUGGACUGCUUCCUCCCCUGAUCACUCCUCAAAAAUCCUUAAGAAACAUAAUUUACCUCAACACCUCCUUGACCUAAUCCACAUAAAACGCCGUGCCAGAUUAUUAUGGCAACGUACCAGACAUCCAGCCGACUACUGCAAACAAUUAAAACUGGAAUUAGCCACCUUCAGAUCACAAUCCUUCAACUCCUACCUAUCCUCCCUCUCUUCUCGCGACAAUUCCCUAUCCAAUACAUUCAUUUCACAUCCGGAAUCCCAUCCAAAAAAAUCCUAAAAUCCCACCAUGUUUCCCAUCCCCUCCGUCGAAUUUAUG